AUGGCUGCAGCAGAAGAGGUGAAAAAGGGUUCCGAGCUACCCGCAGCAGUGAAAAAGGUCUUGGAGCAGUACAAAGACAUCAUGCCCGACGACCUACCUGCAGGCGUACCUCCUGCACGCACCCACGAGCACGAGAUCGUGGAGGAACCAGGUGCGAAACCCGUCUCCCGUGCACCUUACAGACCGAGUCCGACCGAACUGACAGACAUGAAGAAACAGAUCGAGUAUUUACUGGACAGACAACUGAUCCGCCCAUCCACCUCUCCCUACGGAGCACCAGUUCUCUUCACCCCAAAACCAGACGGCAGUCUACGGAUGUGCAUCGACUACCGCGCACUGAACAAACAGACAGUUAAAAACAAAUAUCCCAUACCGCGCAUCGACGACUUACUGGACCAACUGCGUGGUGCAACAGUCUUCUCGAAGCUGGACCUACGGUCGGGUUACUGGCAGAUCAAGAUGGCGGACAACUCAAUCCACAAGACGGCGUUCCGUACGAGAUACGGCUCCUACGAAUACUUGGUGAUGCCGUUCGGACUCUGCAACGCACCAGCAACGUUCCAGGCAGAGAUGAACCAUAUUCUACGGCCCCUGCUGGACGAGUGCGUAGUGGUGUACCUGGACGACAUUCUCAUCUACUCCAAGAACAUGAAAGAGCACGUGGAGCAUCUGCGGAAGGUGUUCGAGAUCCUGCGGAAAAAUAAGUUCUACGUGAAGCUGUCAAAGAGCGACUUCGCACUGGAGAAGGUGCAGUUUCUCGGGCACAUGGUGAGUGCCAAGGGCGUACACGUGGACCCGCGGAAAAUCGAAGCCGUUAAAAAGUGGAAGGUUCCAGACAACGUGAAGGAGUUGCAGCAGUUCCGCAUUACGCUAAAAUAG
This is a messenger RNA of Closterium sp. Yama58-4, 879 nucleotides long. The record is from the annotation of a GenBank genome assembly. NCBI's taxonomy places the organism in Eukaryota, Viridiplantae, Streptophyta, Zygnematophyceae, Desmidiales, Closteriaceae.